Messenger RNA from Prosopis cineraria, 2071 nucleotides. Its product is annotated as disease resistance protein UNI-like. Bases 130 to 1971 code for a protein of 613 amino acids. Gene Ontology annotation, molecular function: ADP binding. NCBI's taxonomy places the organism in Eukaryota, Viridiplantae, Streptophyta, Magnoliopsida, Fabales, Fabaceae. The record is from RefSeq and is a predicted model, not a curated record. The transcript is spliced from 2 exons.
UAUGCUUCUGUCUUUUCUUGAUCCACUCGAGCUUGUGAAUUGUGAUCACUCAGAAGCACUCUAUCUAUCUCAAACUGGUGGAUUUCAUCUUUUCAUCUCUGGUCCAAACCAGGAAUUUGAAGUUUCACCAUGAAUGGGAUCAGAAACACUGUCUCUGCUGUUGGAGAGAUAGCAGGAGAGCUGGUCAAGCAGGUUGGAUGGCAGGUUUCAACAGAUGCAGUGACAGACACUCUUCGGGCUUUCACUAAUUUGGAAGAGAAAUAUGAAGACUUAAAGCAAGAAAGGCUGUUGCUGCGUUCCCUCAGAAAUGACAUAGAGAGGGAAGUUCAGAGAUGUAGAGAGAAAGAUACCACAAGUUCUUACAGCUUAUGGAUCACUGAGGCAUCAGAGGUUGAUGAAGAAGUGAAUGAUUUGGUGGCCAAAUAUGAAGCAGAAAUGCAAACUUCAAACCGAUUUUGGCUUAGACCAAGUCUGUCUUCAGAGAUGGAAAAAAUGAUUGUUGCAAUUAAGCAACUAGUUAAAAAGAAAAGUUCUAUGGUUUUUCAAGUUGACAAGCCUCCAGAGAGUAUCUUAAAGAUGUUAAAUGCUCCUCGUAUUGCAGGUUAUCCUACCCUACAAGGUGCACUGGAAAAAGUUUUGGAAUUGGUUAAAAAUAGUAAAAUAAAAGCCAUUGGAGUUUAUGGAUUGAAAGGGGUGGGGAAAACAGCAAUAAUGCAGAAUUUGAACAAUCAUGAAGAGGUUGCCAAGUUGUUUGAUAUUGUCAUUUUUGUGAGAGUCUCGGAUGAUGAGACUCAUCUUGAACUCCAACAAAAAAUUGCAAGGCGAUUGAAGGUGGACACCAAAGGGAUCAAUGACCCUGAAGAUAUUGCUAGAAAAAUCCAUGAAGAUCUGAAGAAUAAGAAGUAUUUGUUGAUUUUUGAUGGAGUAGUGGAUUCUAUUGAUCUGAGUCAGCUAGGAAUUCCAAACAAUGACAAUCAUAGUAAGGUUGUGAUGACUGCUCAACAUCAACAGGUUUGUACCUUGAAUGAAGCAGACAGGUUGAUCAAGGUUGAGCCAUUAUCUCGUGAUGAGGCAUGGAAGAUGUUUCGAGAUACUGUUGGUCCUAUAAUUGACCGGCCAGACAUACCAGAGAUUGCUCAACGUGUAUGUGACAAGUGUUCUUGCCUUCCACUACUAAUACAUAAGAUAGCACGUUCUUUCAAAUUGAAAGGGAGUGCUUCAAGUUGGAGGGCAGGGCUGGAAGAUCUUGAAGAACGAUGGCCAGAUUAUGAAAAUGAGGGUGUGAAUGAGUUGUACUCAUUCUUGACAUUCUGCUAUGAUGAGUUGAAAGACGAAAAGAAACAGAAAUGCUUUCUGUAUGCUUCAUUGUACCCUGCGGGUAGCAAGGUUUACAGCGAUUAUUUGGUGGAGUGCUUGGCAGCUCAGGACUUCCUUGGUGAUGUCAAUGGUACAAGAAAAUACCAAAAGGCACGUGACCGUGGUUAUGCAGUACUAGAGCACCUCACUAAUGUCUCAUUACUAGAAAAAGGAAAACAAAUGAUAUAUGUCAGCAUGAAUGAUUGUAUGAAACAACUUGCUUCAUACAUAUCUUCUAAGUAUCCCGAGUGUAAUUCUUAUGUCCAGUCUAGGGAGGAACUUGGGGAACCUGCAACAUCAAAAUCUUGGAAAAAUGCUAGGUGGGUAUCUUUGAUUGACAGCAAUUUGCAGGCUUUACCAAUAGACCAAGAUUGUAGUAAGCUUGAGACAUUAUUGUUGCAGAAGAAUCUGGAGUUAUCUACAAUUCCUAGAACAUUUUUCAAGAAGCAUAUGAGAAAUCUGCUGGUGUUAGAUUUAUAUGGUACCGGACUUAAAAGUCUGCCAUCAUCUGUAUCUAAGCUGACUGGUCUUCGAGGACUAUAUCUUAAUGAUUGUGAGCAUCUGACAUUGUUGAAUUGUGGAUUAAGAUAUCUUGAACGGCUUGAAGGUCCUUGACAUUCGAGGAACCAAAGUGGCCUUCUUAUCAUCUGAUAUUGGAUACUUGACCAAUUUAAGGUGCUUGCGAAUCCCAUACAUUAAAAUUGUAGAUCAAAGU